Molecule: messenger RNA, 1243 nt
Organism: Diorhabda carinulata
Lineage: Eukaryota; Metazoa; Arthropoda; Insecta; Coleoptera; Chrysomelidae
Product: short-chain dehydrogenase/reductase family 16C member 6
Exons: 6
Coding region: 129-1127 (332 amino acids)
Cellular component (GO): lipid droplet
Molecular function (GO): oxidoreductase activity, acting on the CH-OH group of donors, NAD or NADP as acceptor
Source: RefSeq, a predicted model, not a curated record
CUAACAGAAGAUUGGCCGGCAGUGUUCUCGCACCGUAAGAUACCCAUACAUUUAAAAAAAUUUCUAGGUCGGAAUACUUCAAGCAUAGUGCAGUGCGUAGGGAAGUGUAUAUAAAGUCAUUAAUUAAUAUGACUUAUUUACAAAUUAUAUUAAGUGUUAUUGAGUACUGGUGGUCCGGUUUGAAAAACAUCACCUUCAAUGUUACAACUAGGGUAGUGGAAAUACUUGUAAUCGUCUUAUUAGCAGUUUAUUACUUCGCAGAAAGCUUUAUCUUGACAUUUACUCCGUCGUUUCUACGAUCAUCGAAGGAUAUAUCUGGAAAGGUGAUUCUGGUCACUGGUGGAGCUGGAGGAGUAGGAAGGGAAUUGGUUAUAAGGUUAGCUAGAAAUAAAGCUCAAGUCAUAGUUUGGGAUAAUAAUGAGAAAGGAUUGAAGAUGUUGAAGGAUUUUUGUAAAGAGAGAAAUUUUCAUAUCACAACAUACGACAUUGAUAUUACGGAAAAGGAAUUGGUUUACAAGUACGCGAAUAUUAUCAAACAAGAAUUUGGACCAGUCGAUAUAUUGAUAAACAAUGCAGGUAUCGUUUGCGGACAGACGUUACUAGAUAUUCCUGAUCAUAUGAUUGAAAAAACGUUCAAAGUUAACAUAAUUUCACAUUAUUGGACAGUAAAAGCGUUCUUACCAGAUAUGAUUAAGCAAAAAAGUGGACAUAUCGUAACGGUAGGAAGUCUGACAGGAUUUCUAGGAACAUAUAAAUGUACAGACUACAGCGCAACUAAAUUUGCUACUAUAGGAUUCCAUGAAAGUCUAAUGUAUGAACUUAAGACAGAUGGACAUCACAAAAUAAAAACCACUAUAAUAUGUCCAUAUUUUAUCAACACUGGUAUGUUUGAAGGCUGCAAACCCAGAAACUUUCCUAUGCUAGAACCCAAAGAUGUUGCAAAAAGGAUAAUUACAGCGAUAAAGAGAGAAGAAACUUUAGUUACGAUGCCAGCUUGUGGAAGAUUCUUGUUGCCAGCUAAGAAUUACCUUCCAGCAAAACUGACGUGGGCGAUUAUAAUAAAGAUUAUGAAACUUCCCCAAUCUAUGAUGGGUUUGCGGUCUUUUAACGAAGUAGAAGCGGCUUAAAUUAUUUUUUUACUAAACGAAAAGUUGACUCGUAGUUUUUAAACGUUUUAUAUUAGUUGAAAUUUUAAGCUUUAACUUAAAUAAAACAGAUUAUAUAGUCUAGUUUCUGAUCAGUA